CAUUACAGUGUCCUAUUCAUUGGCGAGGUACACGCACCUACUAUACAGCAGAGAAUUACCUACUUACUUGUUUACUUUUUUUUUUAUAAUAAUAAUUAUUUUAUUUUAUUUUUAUUGAAUUAUUGUUAGUGAUAUAUACAUUUAAAUUCAUCAAUAAUCAAGCUUAAUUUAAAUCGUUGCAUGUUUUCUAUAUAAUUUUUAUAAUUUUAUCAGUAUAAAAUAAAAUAAUAAAUUUAAAUGAAAAAAAAUAUUAUAUACAUUAUAUUGUAGUGCAGAGGUAUAACACGAAAUCGCCAACCGGUGUCAAAUUGGUUAAAGAUCGUUUACUUUCACUUUCUGAAUUAGUGUACUACUAUGUAGAAUUAAAUUUCGAUUAUGUUCAAUGGCAUCACAGAUCUUAUUAUUUAUUAACGACGAAGCUCAAAAACCUACUUUUUGAUAGUGUUAGUACUGAAUAGUUUAUAUAUAUAUGUGUUAUUGAAUGUAAUCAUAUAGUAGUAGUAUUUUUGUUGUUGAUGUUGUUAUGUUAAAUUAAUAUUUUUAUUUAACACUUAAACAAAAUAACUUUUUUUUAAAGUAUAGUUUGCUUUUUGUUUCUGUAAAAAUAUAUAAGUUUAUUUUCACUUAUGUUAUUAAAGUCUUGUUAAAUUGCUUAUAUACGUUAAAAAUGUCUAUAGAUUUUCUUGCCAUAAUUAUUUGAUAAUCCAAUUAUUUAGAUGUCACAUACUUUCAAUGUUUUAGUGAGCAGAUAACUAGCAGUAUUAGAAAAAUUUAGAACCCAUUGUAAAAUAUUGAAUGCAUAAUAUAUCAAAAUAGGAAUACAGGAAAAAUAUUGUUCGCGACUCUUAUAAAUAGGAUGAAAAAUUUACUGUUGUUCGGGUUGCUGGUCGCGCAAUCGUGUCCCGGGAUGUUCGGCGCGCGAAUAUUGGCGGUCGAACCGCACGGCAGUAGGAGCCACUGGCAGUACAUGAAGUCCAUACUGGACCUGUUGACCGCCCGGCACCAGGUGACGGUCAUCACGCCGCUGCCGUCCGGCGACCGGGAGAACUACACGGAAAUCGACGCGUCGCAGGUGUUCCCCGUCUACCCGGUGAUGGACACCGUGGACAUGAUCGAGCAGUUCGGUUCGGUGGUGAACAUGCUGCCGCCGGUGCCGGAGCGCAGCCUCGAGCGCGACAUCUGUGACGCGUUCUUCGACUUCGGACCGGUCAGGGACCUGUUGCGCCGCGGCGCCGACGGCCGGUACGACGUGGUCCUGCUGGAGCCGUUCUACUCGCCGUGCCUGUCGUACCUGGCGCACAGGUUGCGCGUCCCCGAAAUCUACGCCAUCCCGUCGUCCAUGAUCACGCCCCUGGAGAUGCUGCUGUUCGGCACGGAACCCAGCCCGUCGUACGUACCGAACCUGUUGUACAGCGGCGCGUCCAUGGACGGUUUCGCGCAGCGGUUGGCCAACGUGGCGAUGUUUGCGUACGUCAAGAUCGUGCCGUGGCUGACCAACGUCCGGAUGAUGUACCGCGAACCGAGACGGUACGACGUGGUCCGGCACCGACCGUCGUUGGUGUUCAUCAACACGCAUUUCAUCACCGAAUCGCCACGACCGUUUCCGGUCAACAUGAUACAGAUCGGCGGCAUCCACCUGCGACCUCCCGAAGUGUUGCCAUACGACAUAUUAGAAUUUAUCGAAAAUUCACCACAUGGAAUAAUAUACUUUACAUUUGGAUCCGUCUCAUCAAUGUCAACUUUGCCAAAGCACAUUAAACAAACAUUCAUUGAAUCGUUUGCACAAGUUCCUCAAAGAGUAUUGUGGAAGUAUGAUGGUGAAAUAAAUGGAUUGCCUGAAAAUAUAAUGACAAGAAAAUGGUUCCCACAACGAGAUAUACUUCUUCAUCCAAAUAUAAAGUUAUUUAUAAGCCACGGUGGAAUAUCUGGAGUGUACGAAGCCGUAGACGCUGGAGUCCCUGUUCUCGGAUUCCCUCUAUUUUAUGAUCAACCAAGAAAUAUGGGUAAUUUAGUCGAAGAAGGAAUGGCGUUAUCGAUGGACUUAUUGACUGUUAAUAAAAAUUCAUUUUUGGAAAAAAUUAACGAGUUAAUCAAUAAUAAAAGUUACUCUCACUGUGCAAAAAUUGUUUCAAAACGAUUCAAGGACCGCCCAGUUUCGACAUCAGAAACGGUCAACUAUUGGUUCGAUUAUGUUCUACGUUAUAACGGAGCUUACCAUUUAAACUCCAAAGCUCUUAAAUUAACUUGGUAUCAAUACUUAAUGUUAGAUAUAAUCACUGUUAUACUUAUAUUUCUUAUUGUUUUUGCGUAUUUGACGUAUAUACUUUUCCAAUGGUUUCAAAAUUAUACAUUAAAAUUGUAUGAUUUAAACAAAAAGUUCAUUACUAUCAAGAAAUAGGUAGUUGAUAAUCAUAUUAUAUUAAAAAAUAAUAAAUCAAUGAUUUAUGAGUCAUAAUCUAAAUUAUAUUCAUAUAUAUGUAAAUUUUCUUAUUUUAUAAACAUUCCAAAGAUAAUGAAUAUGAUAGAAAUCGCCUAAAAAAAUAAAUGUACGUACAUUAGGUAUUACAUUUUGGAAAUUUUUUGUAUGUAAACGAUUUGUUCUUAAACAGGACGUAAUUUUCCAUAAACUUUAUAUUUUAUAAAAUAGCUAUGUACAUAAACGUAUACCAAAGAGAAAUCAAAUCAUAUGAAAAUUUUAAUUUACUACAAAGUUUUAAAAUACGAGAAUAAUAAAAACUUAUAACAUGUAAAUAGUGUAAUUAAAACAAUAAAAAUAUCUAAUUAUUAUAAGCUUAAUUUUAAAUCUUGUAAAUUUAAAUAAAUGAAAGUUAGUUAUGUUGAUUUUUCUGGUAUAAUAACUUAAGAGAAUUAAUAUAAUGUAAAUAUUAGGUAGCUAAUAAUAAAAUUUUAAAAUUUUAUUGAAUGUCUACUUGUGUAUAGAUUCUCUUUUAAAUUAAUGGCUGAUCGAAUAAGUACUUAAUAAAUUCUUACAGUCUUAUAAAAUAAUUUUACAUUUAAGGUUAGAUUGUAUUUGUACAUAGGUUCCUACUACAAUAAUUUAUAUUAUAUAGUUUUCUCAUUCCUAUAAGAAGACUAUAUUCAAACAUUUUUCCACCUCAUUUUUCUGUACCACAACUUUUAUCUUUUAAGCAUUAAUUGUCAAUUUAGUUUUAGUUCUUUUAAAAUUUGUAUUUUAAAACCUCAUUAAUAUAAUAGUUAUGUAAUAUAUGUGUAUAGUAUAAUAUAAGAGUGCCUAAUUCAAAUUUUGCAAAAUCGUUUUAGAAAUAUCUUGUGAUAUCUGUUAUUUAUAUUUUUAUUUUAAUUAUCCAACAAAAUAUCAAAUUCAUCCUUAUUAUUUAAAAUAUUAUAUAUUAUUAGAUUGGCCGUUAUACAUAAUAUAUAUUUAUUUUUAAAUAUUUACAUCAUUUUAGAUUCUGAGCGUAGCGAGGAAUGAUUGGUUUUACAAUGAUGUUUAUUUCUUUUUUAUUCUGUAAACACUUUUUCUCCCCCUAAACUUGCUCAAAAGUACAAGUAUAGCAUAUUUUCUGAAAGGUAAUGUUCUUGAGCUGGUACUUUAAACAAGUCAUUUUUUGAUUUUCGAAAUGAUACUCGAAAUAAAAGCGGUUUAAAAAGAAAAAAUGUAUAACUUCACGAUUAUGUAGCGUAAAAUAAUUACGGAUUUGUUUAUCACCAUAGAAACGAAUAAAAUUAAAUAAAAAAGAUUCCCUCGUCCACUUAGAAUCGUUUUUUAUCGAAUACAAUCAUAUUGCAUUCAAAUCGAAUACCUACAAUAAAAUUACACUAUCCUGUCCGAGGACCGAAGGGACGAUGGACAAACAUCCACCACCGAAAUGCGCUGACCUACUUUUUAAUAUCGUUAUUAUUAUAAUUAAAAUAAAUAAUUUUACUCAUCAGUGAACCUGUUUACAUAACUCUGUUAUAAUAAGUGUAUAACAGAUAAAAACAAUUUUGUUGAAUAAGUAACAUAGUACACUGUGUAUAUUUAUAACUUAGUUUACACGGUGAUUUUUUUUAUUUAAAAAUAUUUGUUACCAAUUUCAAAAUGUAUUAACGUCUUUGAAAAAUGUUUUUUUUUCAUAAUUUUCAGUCGAAAUAAAAUAACAUUUUUAAAUAUA
Messenger RNA from Aphis gossypii (cotton aphid), 4136 nucleotides. Its product is annotated as UDP-glucosyltransferase 2. Bases 857 to 2398 code for a protein of 513 amino acids. Gene Ontology annotation, molecular function: UDP-glycosyltransferase activity. The record is from RefSeq and is a predicted model, not a curated record. Lineage: Eukaryota; Metazoa; Arthropoda; Insecta; Hemiptera; Aphididae. The transcript has 6 exons.